CUUUGUCCUAGUGACCUUCGCCUACUUCAGCGUGUGCAGACGCAUUGGCGAGAAGGUCAGGAUCAAACAGCGGCUUUUAGAAAACGACGGCCUCGGCCCCAAAGCCUCGGCGCCAACGGCGGCUCGCGAUGACGUAGACUGCAGUAGUUGGUGGAAGGCCGGAUUGAGCUGUUGCGAGGCUUCCCCCGAUCGUUCGAAAAAGUGUCCCCAAGCCGACCCCGAGCUGAGUAAAAAUGGUGCGUCUCGUGGUGAGAUUAGCGACGACACAACCCACUAUGAAAGCGCCGCGUUGCUCGACAAAAGGUCAAUGUCAAACUCUGGGCUUUGUCCUAAAAUCAACGUUCAACGGCCGAGCAACGAUCAGUCUGCCGGGUUUCAAACCCCUGCCAUUCAGGCCCCCAGGCAGUCGAACAACAAGCCCACCACACCACUCAUGCCACAGGGCGGCUUUCCUAAACAGCGGGACGUUGGUGACAAUGCGACAAAUUACUCCAACUCGUAUCAGGACACAGAAUGUGUGACUUUCCGGGCACCCGACCGACAAAAGUUAAUGGAGACCGCCAACGUAGACCAUUUAAAUCAUUCGGAUAAUGUGUUGGCAAAAAGCUCUUAUGAAUUAGGAGGCAGGAAUUCCGAAAACUAUUCUUCAUCACCGACAGCGGAUAGUGUGCACGGCACCUCCCCCGAGGAGAAUUCGAAACGCCGAGUCUUGGAAACAGCCACCGGGCCCCGAGCAGACGGUGAAAAACACAUCAAUUAUUCAUGUUCGUAUGAAAUUUCACCGCCACGGCGUUCGUCGUCCGUGGACGUUUCGGCAAUAGGGACGCAGCGGUGCGGGCGCAGAAGGGGGAGGGGUAUCGCACGUGAAAACGAACACCGCGACACAGCGGACAAACAGUUGUUUUAUGCCGCUCAAAUUAGCAGAGGGGGUGAACUCGGGCGAGGUCAUUGCGCCGACUCAGACAAGGAUUCUUCGUCAAACCUGAAAGCCGGAAGUGCACAAUGCCUGCCAUGGUUACGAUCAUUCUUUUUGCCCAGUGCGACGAUGAUAAAAUCACCAACGAGCGCCGGCCACUCUAGGCACCCUCAUUUAAACAAAGAACUGUAUGUUAAAUCGCAUAAAUCUAUGGGUGAACUUUGCACUGGCCUUGAACCAAAUGACAUAAUUUCACCUUUCAAAAGCGGCGCGGUUUAUGUGCAGUUGCGCAAGAUCGCCGUGAACAAGAUCCGCCGAUCAUACUCACUUUCAGUUUUGGAAUUUCGGGAAUACCCAGAAAUUCGAAAAUCUGCGACGCUGCAAAACGGGGACCUGGACACCGUAUGUCAGUUUCGAAUCAACGCCGAGCAGACGGACGAUACCCAGUUCCGUUUGAAUUAUGUCGAGACGGACGACAUCAUGCUAGGCUAUGAUCAAGUCGGGACGGACGACAGAGCGUUUCGCAACGACAGGGUGUUUCGGUUUGACGAUGAUAUCAUCAGCAAGCAGUUGGGAUACGAUGUUCCGGGUAUUCACCCCAAGUCUUUGUGCCACGAGGGUCCCCCCGACCCCCGGAAUCGUCUUUCGUGCAAAAGCCAAAGCACAGAACCCUUGUGCGCCGGCGAGCAAAGCCCCACAGCUCCACGACUUCGGUACGGUACGCCGUCAUCCGUUUCGGAAAACGCCAAGACAUUCUGUUAUCAGAACGGGGUUCAGGGGUCCAACGAGAAACCCGAUGAUCUCCUUGUACCGCCAUCGCCACUCCCGAAGAGCGCCCUCAAGCCCAGCGGCAGCAUCUCAUCACGGACCUCGGGAGAGUCGACCAAGUCGCCCACCUUCGCGGUCCCGCUCCCGAAGAUCUCGUCCUGCGAGAUGGACAGCGAGCUGGGCGAUGACGAGGAGGCGCUGAGCGACAUGGCGACGACGAUAUUCCUGGCCAAGCUGAGGCGCCACAGGAGCCAAGGUUCGAAGACGUCCAAGAGUUCGGUUAAGUCCACGGGGAGUAGACGGCGAUUUGCCAGAGAGAGGCAGGUAAGUUUCUUGAAUUAUUAUUUGUUGCUCCUUCACUGAUAUUUGUUUGUUUGUUGUUGUUGUUUUUUAAAAUCAGUGUUUGUUUGUUUGUUUGUUUGUUUUUCUUUGAUUUUAAAUAUUAAUAUAAAUAAUUGCGGAUAGUGGUUUUAAUUGGCUUUGUCAUUUCUCAGACCGGAAAACGUCAUAGCGCACUAUUUUUAGAAGGUCGGCGGACAAAUAUUGCUUAAAACACGGCAGCUUAUAGUGCGUUUCAGCCUAUCAUUCGGACGACCAUUGUAUCUAGAGUUACUGUUACAUAUGCCGUUCGCGCAAUGGAGUCUCAUUUCAGAAAAUAGAAGUAAAAAAAAAAAUGUGUAAAAUAUUUCGUAAAACAGAGUUGUAAACACGUUUCAGGAACACUUCGCUAACAUAGUAGCACUGAACAGUGGUGACAUUGUGUCCGCGCUGAGUACCCGGAUGAUGAGUAAUGAUGACAUCAGUUCUAUUAAUAGAUUUCCGCCAUUUAAUGGCAAGCCCUAUUCCGACACACACGGCCACCCAUGAUGGAGAGUUAGACAGAAAGAUGAGCAUGUGGGUUUAGAAUGUGAGUGAGAAGGAAAUAAAAAUGGCGAAGAAGGCGGGAAAAAACAACGAAGAUCGAAAUUUAAGACAGGGGGAAAGAAGUGAGUAAGAAAGAUUACGUGAGAGGUAACCCUGAGAGACUUACUGCUUAAAAUAUAAUAAAAAGGUUGUUUGUUUGUUGUUGUUUUUUUUGGGGGGGGGGAGGGGAGGGGGCGGAUGAGGGGUUGAAAUCAAAUUAUCUCCCUGAAAUAACUUUGCGAACACCAACUGUUUCGCUUCAAUCCUUCUGUGGAUUGAGUCACACGCGUGAACAGGCGAUCACUCUUGUGUCUGUGUGUCUUUUUCGUCCCCGUUAGCUGUGUUCUAUGUUGUUUAUUCUGUCUAUAUUUAAUCUCAGCAAAUAACGGUCCAUAGCGUUGUUUUUUUUUCCUCCACAUGGAAUUACAGUAUGCCCCCCCCCCCCCCCNGCCACGUGUUCCACUUUCCGCCGACAUAGUGCCUUUCCAGAUCGGUGAAAUGUCGUAAAAAUAGACAAUAAUCAUUUUAAUUAGAAUGCAAUUUAAAAUUUUAAAAAAUCAAACUCGAAAACCCCCCCCCCAAAAAAAAAACAAACAAAAACAAACAAAAACACCCCACCCCACCCCCGUUAUAGCGACAGUAAUUUUCAACUAUGAAUUCUUUUUCCUCCGCCGAGAUAUCCAUUUCAAACAAUUUCCCCCCAACAUAUAUUCCUUUUCACCACUGGGAACACGCGUUGGCUGCAGCUAUGCACCGCCGACAACCGCACGUAUGCGUUCCAGCUCCGGGAGUUCCAGUACUGUGUAGUUGGACAUUGACAUAAACAUAUUCAUGUAUUCGUCACAACUGACCGUAAACUGUUGCCCUCGCCAGAUGACGCUGAUGCUGCUGUCGGUGACGGCGGCGUUCCUGCUGUCCUGGGUGCCGCCCUGGGUCAUCUACAUGGUCAGCUUCUACGGGCCGAGCUACGCCGACAGCCCGGUGCUGGAGCACGUGCUCUUCAGGCACCUGACCACCGUCCAGCUGG
This is a messenger RNA of Lymnaea stagnalis (great pond snail), 3614 nucleotides long. NCBI's taxonomy places the organism in Eukaryota, Metazoa, Mollusca, Gastropoda, Lymnaeidae. The record is from the annotation of a GenBank genome assembly.